This is a messenger RNA of Oryzias latipes (Japanese medaka), 2834 nucleotides long. The record is from RefSeq and is a predicted model, not a curated record. Lineage: Eukaryota; Metazoa; Chordata; Actinopteri; Beloniformes; Adrianichthyidae.
AAUGUUAGGCCGAUGUGGCAGACCGUUAAAGAAGUUGCACCGAUCUUUGUCCAUCCGGUUGACAGUCAGUAGCUAAAAAUGGCAGCGUUUUCUGAAAUGGGGGUGAUGCCUGAAAUCGCGCAGGCGGUGGAGGAGAUGGACUGGCUGCUGCCUACAGAUAUUCAAGCGGAGUCCAUCCCACUUAUUCUCGGUGGAGGAGACGUACUUAUGGCAGCAGAAACUGGCAGUGGCAAAACCGGAGCCUUCAGUAUUCCAGUGAUCCAGAUCGUAUACGAAACACUGAAGGAUCAGCAGGAGGGCAAGAUGGGCCGAGCUUCUAUCAAGACUGGAGGAGCUAUUUUCAACAAGUGGCAGAUGAAUCCAUACGACCGCAGUCCAGCCUUUGCUAUUGGCCCCGAUGGACUGUGCUGCCAAAGCAGGGAGUUUAAAGAGUGGCAUGGCUGUCGCUCCACCAAAGGCGUCACAAAAGGAAAAUAUUAUUAUGAAGUCACCUGCAGCGACCAAGGUUUAUGCCGAGUGGGUUGGUCCACCACUCAGGCAGCUCUGGAUUUAGGAACGGAUAAGUACGGUUUUGGUUUUGGUGGUACUGGGAAGAAAUCCAACAACAAGCAGUUUGACAGCUAUGGAGAGGAGUUUACCAUGCAUGACACUAUUGGAUGCUACCUCGAUCUGGAGAAAAACCAAAUUUCUUACUCUAAAAAUGGCAAUGACUUGGGUUUGGCUUUUGAAAUCCCUCAAAACCUGAAAAAUCAGGCGUUCUUUGUUUCCUGCGUUCUCAAGAAUGCAGAACUGAAGUUUAAUUUUGGAGGAGAAGACUUUAAACAUCCGCCCCAAAAUGGGUUUGUUGCUCUGGACAAGGCGCCAGACGGUCACACGGUCAAAUCCUCUCACACAGGAACUGCUAAAGUGAGUCAGGUGAAAGCCUCGUCAAACUCAGCCAAAGCUCUGAUCAUUGAGCCAUCCAAAGAACUGGCAGAGCAAACCUUCAACAAUGUCAAACAGUUAAAAAAAUACGUGGACAACCCCAAACUCAGGGAGCUUCUGAUUAUUGGUGGUGUGGCUGCCAAGGAGCAGCUGGCAGUUCUAGAGCAGGGGGUUGACAUUGUGGUGGGAACACCUGGGCGGCUGGAUGAUCUCAUUUCCACCGGGAAGCUCAGUCUCUCGCAAGUCCGCUUCCUCGUCCUGGAUGAGUGUGACGGCCUCCUCUCAGCAGGCUACACAGAUUUCAUAAACAGGGUUCAUAACCAGAUUCCCCAGGUGACCUCCGAUGGCAAGAGAUUACAGGUCAUCGUGUGCUCGGCUACGCUGCACUCGUUUGAUGUGAAGAAGCUUUCGGAGCGCAUCAUGCAUUUUCCCACGUGGGUGGACCUGAAAGGGGAAGACUCAGUCCCAGAGACGGUGCACCACGUGGUGGUUCCCGUCAACCCUAAAACCGACCGGCAGUGGGAGCGUCUCGGAAAAGCCCACAUUCGGACAGAUGAAGUCCACGUCAAAGACAACACCAGGCCAGGAGCCAACACUCCAGAAAUGUGGUCCGAAGCCAUCAAGCUCCUGAAGGGCGAGUACACAGUGAGGGCCAUUAAAGAGCACAAAAUGGACCAGGCCAUAAUCUUCUGUCGCACAAAGAUCGACUGCGACAACAUGGAGCAGUACUUCAUCCAGCAAGGAGGAGGCCCAGAUAAUAAAGGUCACCAAUUUUCCUGCGUUUGUCUCCAUGGCGACCGAAAGCCUAAUGAGAGGAAGCACAACUUGGAGUGCUUUAAGAGAAAAGAAGUGAGGCUGCUGAUCUGCACUGACGUUGCUGCCAGGGGGAUUGAUAUUUCCGGAGUGCCUUACGUGAUCAAUGUGACCCUUCCAGACGAGAAGCAGAAUUAUGUCCAUCGGAUCGGCCGAGUUGGAAGAGCCGAGAGAAUGGGACUGGCCAUGUCUUUGGUUGCCAUGGAAAAAGAAAAGGUGUGGUACCAUGUUUGCCCGAACCGAGGCCGAGGUUGCUACAACACCCGACUGAAGGAAGAUGGAGGAUGCACCAUCUGGUACAAUGAAAAAGAGGUGAAUAAAGACGGGCUCUUGCAGAAUAUAAUCGAGAUUUCAUUAUUCCUUGCAAAUAUUCUUCCCCUCUCCCAGCUUCUGUCAGAAAUUGAGGAGCAUCUGAAGUGCACAAUCACCCACUGUGGGACGGACAUAAAAGUGCCAGUGGACGAGUUUGAUGGCAAAGUGACCUACGGGCAGCGCAAAGCUUUAGGGGGUGGAAACUAUAAGGGUCACGUGGAUGCCCUGGCUCCGACGGUCCAGGAGUUGGCCAACCUUGAAAGAGAAGCUCAGACUUCCUUCCUUCAUCUUGGAUACUUGCCAAACCAGCUCUUCAGAGCUUUCUAAACACACUUUAUUUCGCAGGAAAGCAUGUUAAGAAAAGGAAAUCUUCAUAGGGCACCGACAGAUUUGAGUUUUCGCUCUACUUCUUAACAAUGUGCAGUGAAAUAAAAUGAAACCAAAAAACUCCAGCAGAUGUGUAUUGGCAUAAAUCAUGCAUUAAUUAAAGAGUGUCAAAAUCACAGCAUGUUGUGAGAAAGUUCUGCACAGUGAGUCUGGAGAGGACAGACUUCUGAGUUUAUACAUUUUGAGUUGCAGGUUUGCUAUGUGGGCAUGUUGAGCUCAUUUCAUGAUUUGCAAUUAUAAGUAGAGCCAGAGUUUAUAGACUGAUUGGAGAUAUCUAGUGUGAAAAUGAACACCUAAUCUGCCUUGUUGUACUCUGGUAAUUUUUUUUUGUUUUAGUUUAUUUGAAGCUUAAAUGGUCCUUUUCCUCUUUAAAAUAAACGGAAAUAGUCGCAUCAGUU